UGCCUCGGCUUCGUUCACUGUGCAGGAUGUCUUUUUAGUGCAAAUGUAAAAAAUAAAGAAAUUUAAGCAACGUGCGUAAUAUAAUUGAAUUAAAUGAUAAAUAAGUCUGUAAUUAACCAUACAAAAUAAUAAUGUGAAUCUGAAUUGAAUUUUAAAAGAAGAAUAGAGUUGUUAUAAUAUACGCAUAUGAAGAAAAAAAAGUAUUAGCCGUCUGUCCCUUCUUCGAUUUUCUCGAGUAUAGAAAAAAGUGGUGUUCAAAGUCAAAAGAAGUUAUCAAAUAGAGAAACCGACAAAGGGGAAAACAUUUUCAUGCCAUAAUUUGUUUUAUUUAUGUAAAAAAGAACACAAUGCAGUGCUGCCUUGUAAUGGCGAAAGUAUCGAUAUAAUAUGCCUGGUGGGAAUGACAAGAGAAUGCCACAUACCUUUUUAAAAUUUGAAACAGAAAAAUGGAAGCAAUAUCCCAGAUCUCCUUGAUGUUGGUUCUAUUCCUUACUGUUGACUUUAAUCAUAUACAAUUAACACAAGUACAACAACAACAACAACAACAAUCAAAUGAACUAUACAAAUCAUCAUUGUUACCCCAAAGAGAAGAAGAAGGAUAUGGAGUGAGACAACGGCGAUCGUUUGUGGUGCAGGCGUCGCAAGAAGACAUAACCAAAUUAAAACAGCAACCACAGCAACAGCAUGUCAGCAACUAUCAUGAUAAUCCAACGACAUCAUGUGUCUCAUCGACCUUAGCCCAUGAACCGAGUUCGUCGUUUAUUCAACAUCCACACAAUCAAAAGCCCAUCAAGGAAACAAAUCGUUUCCUCUCACAUAUCCUAAAUCCAUUUGAGGCUUUCAGUUUGGGCUCCUCAUCCUCGAAGGAUGUCAACGAUGACGUGCAAGACCGCGAUAUACUGGCCGACUAUCAGGAUGACAAUGUGGCCUUUAUUAGUCCACUGUUUGUGGGUUCGGCGAAUGGUGGCGAUGGUGGUGAUUUAAAUGUCUUUAAAUUAUUCUGUGAGAACACAUCUGUAUCAAAUAUAAACGAAGAGUUGCGUUCCAAAAAGUAUAUCAAAUAUACUCACAUCACCCUGCAGCAUUGUUAUGAAAGCCCUGGUGGUGUUGGUGGUGGCCAAUCCUCCACCAAUCAUCUUAAGCUGCAGCAGUUGGAAAGUGUCCAUCAUUUCCAAUGGCUAGCCAGCGGCGUUCGAGAUCAGCAGCUGGAGGAUCUCUUUAAGAACUACGAAUCAAAUUUCGAGUAUUUGGAAUACCUGGAUUUGACCGACAACCAUAUUGCGUGUCUAUCUUGGAUAAGACCUCAGGUGGUGAGACGUUUAAAAGUACUUAAGCUUUCGGGCAACCAAAUAAAUUCGCGUCAGUGCAAUUUAUCUCCAUUGCAUCACACAAAUCUACUGAGAGAAUUGAGGUUGGACAACAACCAGAUGCAUUCGCUGAACGGAGCAUUUCUGAAUAAUUUAAGCGAACUAAAAGUUCUAAACUUAACGCAGAAUUUCAUAACAGAUUUGCCACGCAACACUUUUGACGGUGUGUUCAAGCUACAACGGCUCCAUUUGGCUCACAAUGCCCUGCAGGUGUUGCCCUUUCAACUAUUCCAUUCGAUGAGAGACUUACAAAUCCUCAAUUUGACCGACAAUAAACUAUUAUCCUUUCCCGAUAAUUUCUUUGCCCCCAACAGCGAGCUAAGACUGUUGCUAUUGCAAAGAAACAACUUGCAAAACAUAAACAAGAAUUCAUUUUUCAAUUUGCAAAAAUUGCUCCUUCUUGAUCUCUCGGUCAAUCAUAUAACGACCAUAGAUCGCAAGGCCUUCGAGUCUUUGAGUAAUUUAAUAACACUCAAUAUAUCCUCGAACAACAUUACGACUGUAUCGUCGAUUCUAUUCCAUCCGUUGCAACGGCUACAACAUUUAGACUUGAGCAACAAUCGUUUUACGCAAUUGCCCAGUGGCAUACUAAUGCAUCAGCGUAAUUUGAAAUCAUUGCGUUUGGAAUACACGCCAUUGGAGAAGCUUAACAACUUGUUGUCGCGUUCAGAUGCCGCUUAUGUGGAUCCAUCGAUACUUAAACAUCUGUCCUACCUAUCACUUCAACACAAUCCCGACCUGAAGAAACUCUCAAAGACGUUAUUCCUGAAUGCGCCCAAUAUUAAGGUUUUACUAUUGGCCCACAAUUCGUUGCAACAAUUGCCGGGCGAAAUUGCCUCAUUGCAACAGCUGGAACGUUUAAAUGUGGGCCACAAUCGAUUGUCAUUCUUACCGGAAUCCCUACGAUAUCUGCCAAAGCUGCGAUUUAUAAAUAUUUUGAACAAUGCCUACAUUUGUAAUUGCAAGCUUUACUGGCUGGCCUCAUGGUUGACAUCCAGCAAUAAUACACUGCGCUUACAUCGCCACUCCCUGUAUGCCUCAAGUUAUCUCCUCGACAGUCAUGACGAGAGCGAGGAGUUUACCUCCUCUGAAAAGGCUGAAGAUUUAGAUUUACUAAUUUCAUCACUGAAAUGUCUACAUGGCUAUCCUGGCGAUAUGAUUGCUAUACUGAAAGGUUUGAAUUGCACCAAACCGAUGCUACUCAACUCGACGGAUUUAAAAAUGCACGAGCUACACUCAACAGCCAAGCUAGAUUGCACAUUUUCGGGAAGCCCAGCGCCAGAUGUUAUAUGGGUUACGCCAACGAAUAAAAUACUUCGGUAUCAUGCUGAUCCGGACAAGCGGCCCAUUAUUAUCAAUCACAAUGAUAAAGAAUUGGGUAAAUUUGAAUUUAAUUCUUUAACGAACGAGGAGACAACGCUAAAUGUAAGCCUUCAACGCCAAGAUGUGAAAGAGCGUAUUGCUCUCAUUGAGAAUGGUUCAUUGUUGAUAAAUAACAUAACGCGACGUGAUAGUGGCCUCUACACAUGCUAUGCAUACAAUGUCAUGGGCAAUGCUUCGGCCUUCAUUAGAUUACAAAUAGAUCCCAUCAUUUUUUAUCGCGUCAAGAUUGGAAGUUUGCUUACGGGCACAGCAGCCGCCACAGCCUUUUUGCUUUUGACCCUAAUCGUCCAAGGUCUAAGGGCAUUGCUUAACAAAUAUGGCAUUUUUGAUAGAUUCUAUUGCUGCGCCAAUCGAAAUAAGAAAUCGCCAAGAGCUCGUCAGAUUUACGCCAUGUUGGAUAGUAUUGAGAGUUAUAAGAGUCAACAAUUGGAGCGUUUAAGAGAAAACUAUGCUCAGCAAGUUCAUCGCAUUCGUGAAAAUUGUACUCAGCAAGUGGAAUGGAUUCAAAGUAGUUACUCAUCUCAGGCAAAACAUUUGAAAGAAUUCCGUGAUAUGGGCUCAAAUCAUUUGACUGCGCUUAAGGAUCAAUAUUAUGAUCAGGUGAAAAAGGUUCGUGAAUAUUCCACCGGUCAAUUGAAUUGGGUACGCGAAAAUUAUGUCUUCCAACGCAAUAAAAUACGCAAAUUCAGCGCUCAUCAAGUAUUGCGUCUACGCGAAGGUUACAAAUACCAACAGCAGACAUUGAAUAAAGUUCUCGAGAAUUUACCCAGUUUCUAUUUUGAAAAUUGUCGUGGUCGUGGCGAAGAAGACUAUGCCGAAGGAGAUUUUGACAUCUAUUUGAAAACUAAAAUGGCAUGUAACGAUCCAAACCAACUUAACCAUCACCAUGUCACAGCUUUAUAUCCCUCAUUCAAUUCCAAAGAUGUCAAAGAUUUACAAAAACUCAAGUCGAAAUUGAUGGCCAAUAGUUCAACAAGUAAAGCUUCCAUCUACUACACACCACCGGAAGAAGAACACAAACGUUCACAAUUGAAUUUACAAACAUCUCCAAUACACAUAAACUACAUAGAUGAGAAUCUCGAUCACCGCAAAUUCGAAUUGGAAAAUUUCAAAUUCAAACAACAGCCAUUUUUGAUUAACACCCCAUCAGCAACACAGCAACACGAAGAGAGUCCAACCACCUACAAUAAUUUGGCAAACAAUUUGAAUGGUUUAAACGAUGAGACGACACUGGCAUUGUGUCAAUUGAAAAUAACUGCAGACCAUCCAGCCGGAGCUGGUAGCAUUGAAGAUAAUCACUAUGCAGCUACACUGGUGGAGAAAUUCUUACCAGACGGUAAAAUGCAAAGACAUUCGGCCUAUUAUGAAGGUAAUGCUGCGGGCGACAGUAGCAUGGAAUUAAAUGAAAUGUGCGAUUUUAAGGACACUAACGAUGUAAAAAAUUCCAAAUCCUGCCCUGCUAUUUAUAAAAUUUCUAAACAACGCGAUGGCACCACAUUACACGAACUGCUUACCGAAGACCUCAAAAAAGGGCUGCGCCUAAACGCUCCCACAAGCUUGGAAGAACAGGAGAGCGAGACGCCGCUGCAUCAUAAACCGAUCGUUGAAGAUAAGCUUAAUAUUAUUUUAGAUGAAAAUGGCAAAUCCACCCUUUUCAACGCUAUCACAAAAGACACUAUCUUGGCGGAGAGUCCUGACUCGGCCACAGCAGUCGCCAACAGAUUUCUGAAUAACACGGCAAACAUUUUAGAAGCAACAACAACACAGCUGACUGCUGGCUCAAAUGCAGCCUACGAUUCGCUCAGUUCUGGUUUUGCCAGUUCCAAUAAUGCCGAUGAGAACUCUGCGUCCCAAACAACAUCCUCCUCCUGUUCCUCCUCCAUUUUGCCAUCAUCAUCGUCCUCAUCAUCCGGCAACUCUUCGUGUCCCACAAAUGCCCCCUCCUCACCCUAUUAAGUUUAGUGUAGCUAUUUUCUAUAAUUUUCUCUUAGAGUAAUUAUCUUUUGCCUAUCCCCUUUACCUCCAUCUCUCCGGCUGAAUACCUGUCCUAAAUUAUACGUUUACAAAUUAUUACCGCAAUGAAUAAGAGAAAUUGUACUCUUCUGUUCUGUUUAUUAUUCAAUUUACGUAAACUAAUCUAAGGAAAAAGGAAACAAACAACCAGAAGUAGAAUUUUUAUUAUUAUCGAUAAUAAAAUAAUUAAAGUAUUUAUUGUGUAAUGCACACACACACACACACACCCACAUACACUAGAAUACGUUAAAAAAAAAACAUUCUCUCAAGUUGAAAUGAUGAUAUAAAUUCCAUAUAAAAAUAUUAAUAAAAUUUCAAAUAUAAACAAAGAGUCAGUUUUUGUUAACAAAAAAAAAAAGUAAACAAAUUUAGAGUGUGUUGAAUGGGAUCUUAUGUACUCGUUUGAAUUCCCUUAAAUCCCCUUCCUCAAACCCCAUAUCCUUUUUCCAUGGUGUUUCCACCACCAAGACAUUAUACACACACACACACAUACACAUACAAAAUAAAAAGGCUUAUGUAGUAGAUUUUAAACAAUCAUUUGUACAAGAAAAUAGAAAUAAAACAAACAAAAAAAAACAUUAUUAACAACAAACCAAAAAUCCCGAAAAUCAAUUUUAGGACGCUCAUUCUAUAAAAAAAGCUCUAAUAUUUCACGCAGCGUAUAAUCUGAAAAAUAUAUGUAUGUAUGUAUAUCAUUUUGAUUUAUUUAUGUAGAUGAAAUUUAAAGAUCAAAAAAAUUUUAACAAACAGAAACCAACAAAAACAUAGAAAAACAAACACACACACAUACACACACACAAAACCUCAUUUAAACUCUCCCUUGCGAUUCGGUUUGAAGACACAGAAAAAACUGUAGCGUAUUCUGUGAGUUUAUAUAGAAAACAAACAAACAAACAAACUUACUCUAUCAAAUGGAACACUAAACAAAUCAUAUAUUAAUGAACAAAACGAAUGAUAAAACAAGAAAAACAACAACCAUGUGUCUGAUAAAUGAAAUUUCAACAAUAAAAGGAAUGAGUUAAAAAACAAAAACACAAACCUACUACUUACCAUCAAAACAAUUAUUAAA
Molecule: messenger RNA, 5832 nt
Organism: Stomoxys calcitrans (stable fly)
Lineage: Eukaryota; Metazoa; Arthropoda; Insecta; Diptera; Muscidae
Exons: 9
Coding region: 447-4706 (1419 amino acids)
Molecular function (GO): protein binding
Source: RefSeq, a predicted model, not a curated record